AUGGAAGGGGGUGAUUUUAACAAUAACGCCAGUAAUAUGAAGACAACCAAGCAACAGCCCCAGAUGGGUUUGUUCCAGGCAAUUAAUUUAUUAUUAGCAUGUGUUAUCGGUAGUGGAAUAUUCAUUAGUGCAAAAACCGUGCUAGACUACUCUGGUAGCUAUGGUCUAUCGAUUUUGGUAUGGAUAUUCUGUGGUCUCUUAUGUAUUAUGGGUGCACUCUGUUAUGCCGAAUUAGGUUGUGCUUAUGUUAGUAGCGGAGGUGACUAUACGUACUUAAAAAUAGCGUUUGGUGAUUUUGCUGGUUUCGUACGUGUGUGGAUCGAAGUUGUCUUAUCUCGUCCGAUGAUCGUUGUUCUUAGUGUUUUAACAGCAGCAAAUUAUUUGAUCUACUGGUUUUAUCCCACUUGUCCGCCGCCAACUUCUCUUGUCAAAUGCUUAGCAUCGUUUCUUUUAUUAAUUGUUGCCUUCAUCAAUUUAGCAUCGGCCAUAUGGACAAAUCGUUUGCAUUUAGCUUGCAAUUAUUUUAAAAUUGGUUCAUUGCUAAUCGUUGUUGGAGCUGGCAUUUAUCAAAUAUGUCGUGGUAGAACAGAAAACUUUCAUGAGCCAUUUGAAAAUAGUUCGUACAAUAAAAUAACAAAAGCAUUAUAUGGUGGUUUAUUUCCUUAUGCUGGUUGGAAUUAUUUGAAUAAUACUAUUGAUAAUUUAAAAAAUCCUCCAAAAACUUUACCACGUGCAAUUGUCAUAUCAUUAUUACUGUGUAUAGUAAUUUAUUUACUUACAUUUAGUUCAUACUUUACCGCUCUCACACCCAAUGAGAUUCUUAUGUCAGACGCUACGGCAGUGUCGUUUUCUGAACGCGUAUCUCCACUAUUCUUGUAUGUUAUACCAAUUGGAGUUACAAUGUCUUGUGUUGGUGCGGCUAGUGGUAAUAUAUUUACUAUCGGUCAAAUGUUUAAUGUUGCCGGACGUGACGGUCUUAUGCCGCAUAUUAUGGCUAUGAAACACUUCGAAUCCAACGUACCAAUGAUUGCUAUAUUAUUUGAAGUUAUUAUUUCAUUUGUCUUCUUAUUUUUUAUGUCGAAUAUAGAUCGUUUAAUUAUUUGUUGCGGUAUGAUCAAUUGGAUAGGUAUACUAUGUGCUAGUAUCGCACUCAUUGUACUCCGAUAUACCCAACCAGAUGUCCCUCGUCCAAUGCGCGUUCCAUUAAUUGUGCCUAUUCUCUUUAUCUUUAUUCUUGUCGUAUUGAUCGUGGCAAGUGCAGUGACUGACUCCGAAAAUAUCACGACAUCAUUAAUUUUAUUGUCAACAGCUAUACCAGGUUAUGUUAUUGGUGUUAUGUGGAAGAAAAAGCCAAAAAGUUUUACGAAAAAAUACAAUAGUUUUGCAACAACAUUACAAAAAUUGUUUUUUGUUGUUCCUGAUGAACAUGUGGCAUAA
This is a messenger RNA of Didymodactylos carnosus, 1437 nucleotides long. NCBI's taxonomy places the organism in Eukaryota, Metazoa, Rotifera, Eurotatoria, Philodinida, Philodinidae. The record is from the annotation of a GenBank genome assembly.